Messenger RNA from Fusarium subglutinans, 828 nucleotides. RefSeq lists its product as uncharacterized. The transcript has a single exon. Bases 1 to 828 code for a protein of 275 amino acids. The record is from RefSeq and is a predicted model, not a curated record. NCBI's taxonomy places the organism in Eukaryota, Fungi, Ascomycota, Sordariomycetes, Hypocreales, Nectriaceae.
AUGUCACAAGCACCUGAACCCCUACAGGACCUUUUCUUCAAGUCGUAUAAUGACACCUUUGCGACAACAAUCGUCCUGCUCCAUGGCCUCUUCAGCUGCAACCUCGAAUGGGAGCACGUUAUUCCCCACCUCAGCGAUUACCACCUUAUCGUCCCAGAUCUCCCAAGACACUCCCGGUCAAGAGACAUAGGGCCAUGGUCAAUUGAGCUCGCUGCAGACUCUGUCGCGCAUCUCAUCCGUAAGCAUGCUCACGGUGGACAAGCGCACGUUGUUGGCCUCUCACUAGGCGGCUUCACCACGAUGGAAUUAAUCCGCCGGCACCCAGACCUCGUUAAAUCGGCAUUUGUCACUGGCUCAACCCCAUUCCGACCAUGGCAAGUCUGGGCAGCAGAAAGACCCAGCCUCCUACACUAUGGUCUAAAACUCGUUCUUAACAGUGGUUUCUACGCUCUCAGCGUCUGGAUGAAGGGCCUCAAGGAUCAUACACAGCUAAAGAAGGAAAUCGCUGUCAACAAUGAUUGGAACUUGGUCAAUGACGCUUACGCCGGGCUUGCCAAGUGGCAGCAUCAAGACGUCAAGGGAGUUGCUGAGAAGGACAAGCGCAUAUUGGCAGCUGCUGGAGAUCAAGGUGAUGAUUUCGAUGGUGCCAAGGAAAUGGCUCUGGCGUUUUGCAAGGAAGGGUGCGAGGAUGGAAAGAAGAGUACCGCGGUUCUGAUCAAGGGGGCUAUUCAUGCCUGGAAUCUGCAGUUUCCAGAAUUGUUUGCCCAAGGUAUCAAAGCUUGGGUUGAGGAGAAACCUCUCCCUGAAGAUUUUGUGAACUUGAUUUAG